UAAAACAAUCAGUCUUUUGGUUCAGUCUUGUUUACAUUCGCUGCGACGUGGCAGAGAAACAGAGUCUGAUGUUUUUACGUUGUAUUAAACUUUAAUGGGAAACAGUGAGCUGGAACAAUAAAUGUCUCGCAACUGACUACGAUGCGAAGGGAAAUUAUUAUUUAAUGCGUGAAACCCGUCACACCCUGCUGUAGCUGUCACUAUCAAGUCAAUAUCAUCCUCAAAGGUGGGCUCCCUAAGUCAGGACAGCUGUGCCAAAUCAUCAGAAAAAGAUGAGCCAGGAGGCAUCCAUCCAUAGCUGGCCCGGCUCUUAUUACAUCAACAGCGAGAAACGCUGGGCCAGCGGCAUCCUCUCCUUAACUCGCACAACCCUUCGCUUCAACUCCGAGCCAAAUCAGGAGAAUCUGAUCAGCCUGAGGCUCUCACACAUCAUGGAGAUCAAGAUGGAGACCUCCGGCUUCAUUUUCAGUGCUCUUACUGUGUUGGAGCAGGGAAACACCAAGCACUGGUUUGGAUCUCUCAAGCCUUGCCGUAUUGCGGUUUACCACGUGCUAGACCACUUCUGGAGGGAACGGCUGCUGUCACCCACAGAGCCCCGUGGAGCUGAGGCUGCUCUCAGUAAGGGCCAGGAGCUGAUCAGCCUGAUAUCUGGAGCCCAGCGGAGGCUGGAGGACACUGGGAAAGUCCUGGACCACCAGGGAGAGCAGUUUGACAACAUGAUUCAGGGCCUGGACGAUAUAGAAUCAGACCUGAGCGUGGCAGAUAAACUUCUCUCUGAACUUGAGUGUCCUUCUUGGUGGCCUUUUGGCAAGCUGCCAUGGAAGAGCCACCAGGAGGCCAAGUCUGAGGCAGCGGCCAAAGCAGCCUGUGCUAAAGGUUCAGGCAAAGGCCACAAAGUCAUAACCAGCAUUCCAGCUAUUGUCUCCCAUGUUGGAAGCUCUGGAACCAUGAAACCAGGUAGCUUGAUAGUGUUGGUCUCCUCUCUGGAGGUUCGAGAUGCAAACGGACAGCUCCUCCAUUGCUUUGAGAAGGAAGAGGUGGAUGAUGUCUAUGUGCACAGCCCCUACGAGAUCAGUGUUCGGCAGCGCUUCAUCGGGAAACCUGACAUCUGUUUCCGAAUUCUCUCUGCCAGGAUGACUGAAGCUUUAUCUGUACUGGAGAUGCAGUAUAAGAAGAAAGUUGUGAUCACACGUGACUAUGCAGCAUUUCAGGCAACUUCUGCAACCACACCAGGAAGCCCAGAAGGUGGAGGAAACAUUUGGAGUGCAGGUCACGGGCAGGACAUGGAGGGGACAGUGGAGCUGUCUGCUGGUGAACUGACACAACUGCAGCUUCAUGUGCUUCAGCCCACUGUGACUGAAGCAGAGGCACAGGAGCUGAAACAGAUGCUCCAGCAGCUGAAGACUCUAGCCCUGGAGGCUGAGACAGAGCUGGAGCGUCAAGACGAGGCUCUGGAUGUAUUGAGCUGUUCUGCUGACCGCACCACCAUGAACAUUAACAGACACACUCGCCGCAUGAGGAAACUACUGUGAACUUAAAAUCGCUAGAUUAAUGGUCAACAUAGAUCUGCAACCAGUGUCAUUUUGCGCGGUUAAGCACCUUCACCUAGCUGGAAAGAAGCAACUGUAACUGUAAUCAAUUUACUGUUGUUGUGUAAAUUAUGACAUUUCAAAAUUUCACAAGAUGCUCUACAUUGUCAACCCUUUAACAGUAAUGCACUCUAUCUAAUCCUCAAUUAUUUUCAUUGUUUCAUGUGUGCUGAUUUAUUUUUUAUUUAUUGACAAGUGUAAACUCAUAAUGCUAUAUUUAUUAACUUGUUUUGUGAUCAAGGGAAGUGUAAAAUAAACUCAGACACUCUUUAUUGUCA
Molecule: messenger RNA, 1867 nt
Organism: Carassius carassius (crucian carp)
Lineage: Eukaryota; Metazoa; Chordata; Actinopteri; Cypriniformes; Cyprinidae
Product: synaptosomal-associated protein 47-like
Exons: 6
Coding region: 273-1532 (419 amino acids)
Biological process (GO): exocytosis; synaptic vesicle fusion to presynaptic active zone membrane; synaptic vesicle priming
Cellular component (GO): plasma membrane; SNARE complex
Molecular function (GO): SNAP receptor activity; syntaxin binding
Source: RefSeq, a predicted model, not a curated record